Molecule: messenger RNA, 1805 nt
Organism: Bombyx mandarina (wild silkworm)
Lineage: Eukaryota; Metazoa; Arthropoda; Insecta; Lepidoptera; Bombycidae
Product: cell adhesion molecule DSCAM
Molecular function (GO): protein binding
Source: RefSeq, a predicted model, not a curated record
UUUGGAUGUUAGUUAAAUAAUUAUUUUUUAAAUAAUUCACCUCUCGUGUUUCAGAUAAAUUAUUAUGUGAUGUAAUCAAAGUGAAAAGAUAACGAAUCUAUUAUAGUUUAAAAUCAGUGCUUUUAAAAUUUUUUUACGCGGUACUAAAUGUAGAAUUAUAAUGUUUUUCGGACGAUUAUUGUUCACUGUGUUCUGCCUUGAAAUAGAAGUUUUUUCUUUCCUCGGGGCUGAAGAUGUGAACAUACGUGAAGUCUUUGCAGACAAGGGAACCAUAAACGUAACAAUACCGUGUGGGGAGCUCCUUACUGUACCACCCCCCAAUGUGCAAUGGGUGCACAGAGGCCACAAGACUCAUCACAAUGUUUUGGCUGACGGUAGUCUGCUCCUGAAGAAGAUAGGAACCGAAGACGCUGGACUAUACGAGUGCAGUCUUGAAAAUGAGACAGAUUAUGUCGACAGGGUCAACUUGACCGUACGAACGGAGCCCCCGCCUCUAGUGAACGUUACCGUCCAUUCCUCGACUAUCCUCGCUCUGAUCCUCUGGAACGUGGCCGGAGACGGUGGUCAUCCCAUCAUAGAUUUCACCGCUCAGUAUAGAUCGGCGAUGCCAGUCAACGGGACAUUGGAACCGUGGAGGCCAAUCAGCCCCAAUCACAUUAGUCCUAAUUCGCGUCAGAUCGACGUGUACCAUUUGGAGCCGAACGCCUCGUACUGGUUCCGAGUUUGGGCGACGAACGUGCUCGGACCGGGCCCCCCAGUCGAAGUGCUCGCUACAACCCUGUACAGUGAUCAGGAAGCAGAGCUGUACAAACACUUCCUAGAGGGCGUCGAGACCUUCGACACGAGGACGUGGGUGGCGGCCGUCUGCGUGGUGAUGGGCACGCUGCUGGUGCUCGCGGUCGGCACCUGCGCCGUGCUCUGCCGCGAGUGGCGACGCACCGAUUACGGGGACGAUCAGGAUUUAAUUGAACUAGUGCCUAACAUCAUUCUGAAUCCGGGCUUCAUGGAAAUGGAUCCGAUUCGACCGCGGGAGGUGUUCGGCGGCUCGAUCAUCAGGUCGACGGAGUGCCCGGGCCCGGGGAAGCCGAGGAGGGUUUGAUUCUCGUCCAUACUUAACCUUAGGAUACUGUAUCGCACCGAUUCAGGAUUCUCAUCAUGAUCUUGGGUCAUUCUUAAAGCAGAUGACGUCAUCGAUGCCUGUUUCAGUUUUGCAUAAACAUUUCAACGGUAGACUGCUUUAUGGUUCUUGGUUCCUUGUGGUAUUUUAUGGUUGUUGGAAAAGAACGAAGGGAACAGUUCGCGAAUACCCGUGCAUCUGUCUUCUUUGUUGUUACUGAAUCAAAAUGUCGAUGGUCUUAACAUUUUUGUACGAAGUCUGUCUAUCUAUCAGAUUUUUUUAAAAUAAACUAAACUAGUUUCCUUUAUUCGCGGCGCAAAGGCUUCCAUGUUGAAAGAUUUUCAAACUAAACUUUUUAUCUAAAACUUAUGAUCUGGUUUUCUAUACUACAAGAAAAAGAAAAAAAAAUGUCAAUUAGUCCCUAACAGAUUUCAAUGAUAUUUCGCACAAAAGAGAGUUUGCGCAGUUUGUAUUUGCGCAGUGACAUUGCAUAAGUGACAUAAUUGCUGUAACAAAUUCGAAAAUGUUUGCGAUGGUUUCUUAAUUUACGUAACAACGGAUUUUCAAGUCGACCGGUUGUUUAUGGUCCCGAGAGUGUGACAAAGGUAACUCUUUAUUUCGCGGAAAAUGGAACGUUUUACAUUCCGAAACCGCGCGACGGGACUGGUUGGUAAUAAUAUCCAGAAAA